Molecule: messenger RNA, 2086 nt
Organism: Rhodotorula graminis WP1
Lineage: Eukaryota; Fungi; Basidiomycota; Microbotryomycetes; Sporidiobolales; Sporidiobolaceae
Exons: 3
Coding region: 1-1800 (599 amino acids)
Source: RefSeq, a predicted model, not a curated record
AUGGGCCCACAGCCCGCCUUUGCGGCGCGUGCAUCCCGCCCGUCGCUCCUCCCCACCUCGCGCCUCGCUCCAGCACCCUCCCGCCCUCUCUACCCCGCCAGCGAGACGCCGGCCGCCACCCCAGCACUCGCACAGCACCACACCCAACUGCCCGUCCAAACGGCGGUCCCGCCCGAGGGCCACGGCACCUGUCUCGCCGACCCUGCCCCCCUCAUCUCGACCUCGCCUCGCCCUUCUCCAAGCCGCCAGAGCGAUGAUCGCCGCGUCCCACCCGUCGCCGACGCACUCGACCAGUCGCUGAGCCGCGCAGUACGACUCGCUCGCGGCGACGACGACCGCGGCCGGUCGCUCGGCGCGCGGCGCCUCCCCAAGGGCCUCGAAAGGCGGUCGCGCACGAGCGAGCGGCGCCGUGCGGUCGCAGACGGUGCAGGAGCAGGCGUGUCGCUGGACCGGAGGCAGUGGCAGAUCCCGCAGGCCGAGGGCUACCCGUCGUGCUACUACGUCGACCUGAGCGUCUUUACGUGUUACCCCGAGUCGAACACGACCCUCGUCCAGGACGACUACUCGCUCGCCAUCUGGAACUCGGCGCAGCCGUCCUUCAUCAGCCGCGGCCGCGUCGACGUCUACCUGUACAACGCCGACACGCAGAACAUCGCGACGUCCUGGCGCAACGAGUCGAACGCGCAGGGCAUGAUCGGCAUCGUGCCCGACGAUCCUUGGUGGCCGGCGGGCCAGACGGCGCAGCAGUGGUUCGGCGACAGCGCGCGCAACCGCUCGACGCCCUACUUCUUCGUCGUCGUGCCGGCGGGCGACACCUUAACCGGCGGCGAGGUCCACGGCGCGACGUUCACGGCGAUCCAGACGGCCGCGCCGACAUCCCUCUCCUCUGCCCUUGCGGCACUCACCACCUCGUCCCUCUCGUCCUCUCCCUCCGUCUCGUCCGCCUCGCUCGCCUCGGUUUCGUCAAUCUCGUCCCUCUCGGCGGCAUCGGCAUCUUCCGCCUCGGCCUCGGGCGAGUCGGGGUCUGGUUCGUCGCGCAGCACGUCGCGCUCGGGACCCGGCUCGCUCCAGAACGAGUCGUCGUCGGGCGGGCCCUCGAUCCCCAACUACGCGAUCGCCCUCAUCGCCGUCCUCGGGUUCCUCGCGCUCCUCGCAGGCGCCAUCGCCGUCUACUGCUGCCUCGGCCGUGGACGUCGGCGACGCCGGCAGGACGAGGCGGCGGCAGCAGCCGCAGCCGCGGCGGGCGCAGGUCGGCGCGGCGCGAGCUCGGGCGACUUGACCGACCUCGGCAGCACCGAGCCCAUGCUCGGCGGCGCGGCGGGAGCAGGCGCCACCGCGAGUGCGGGCACACGCGAGAGUCGGGCGAGCAGCAGGGCGGCGCCGCCUGCGGGCAUCCUCGGAGCCGGCGCGCUCGGCGGCGCGGCAGCAGGUGGAGCAGCGGCGGCGGCGGCGGCGGGCGGCAAGGACCUCGAGAAGGACGACGACAACACGUUGUCGCAGUCGGACGCGGCGCGCAUGGCCGAGGCGUUCCGCGCCGCACUGCGCAAGCCCGAGUACGCGCCGGCGGUGCCGGCCGUCGCGCCACCGCUCGCGAGCAGCGUCGGCAGCGGCGCGAGUGCGGGCCCAGGCGCCGGACCGAGCCCGACGGGCGCGCCCGAGGGGACCGACUCGAGCGGGAGCGGCGGGAGCGGCGAGGGGAACGGCGUCGGGAGGGGCAUCAUGGAAGAGGAGCUGCGCAGCGAGGGCAAGAGCAUGCGCAGCGUCGAGGGCGGCGGUCGUCGCUGGGGCCGGACGGGAUAGACGUCGCCUCGCCCUCCUGUCAUCGUCGAGCGCCGCCUCGUUCACCGACCCGCCACAUCAUCGACCUCGCCCCUCCCCGAGCCCGACCUCCCCUCAUUCCUCUCGUCGUACUCGCUUCGCCUCUCGCGCCUUUCUGUCUCGCCCAUCUUCUCUCCAGGAUUGUCGUUCGCCGUUUACAGCACCGCUCGACCGUGUCUACCCCUCGCCCCGCCUCGCACUCAGCUCUCGCACCAUCUUUGUCACCAACUCGCACCUCUCCUUCCCCUUGCCCUCGUCCGCCCCGCCC